CUCGUGCGUCUUAGAUAAUUCGAGAGUUUCAAUAGGUUUGCUUUCCGGAGCUAUGUUUCGCUGAGCUUCCCUAGCAACCUCAAGAUCAUUGUCGUCCAGAAACCGAGUCGCAUCAAAUUGAUAAAGAAUAUAGCAAUGCCGGCCAACGAUGGGGGACUCGGAACCGCCCUCCUUGGCGAAAAAAUGGUGAUGGGAAAUCUAAACUUGACCAUCACGAAAUUGCUUGGAGAGGGUAAGUCGUACACAAAUGAUCGAUGGUGCAUUUUCAUUCGUCUUUGUUCGCAACUAACUCUGUAUCAACAAACAAUUGCCAAACCAUGUCGACUGUAUGAAAAAGGUGGUUUCUCGUAUGUUUAUCUAGCAAAGAAUAGUGACGGUGGAGGUUUGCUUGGAUCACAGAACACGAAUAAUGGAAGGGCGGUGUCUCCACAUCGUGGUGGUUCUAAUUCAGAAUCGAACGACGAAAUCCCUCCGGGACCAUUGGUGCUGAAGGUAACAUCAAUACACUCAAGGUCACAGCGUGACAUUGCAGAGAAGGAAGCAAAGUUGUUAUCGAGACUAUCACAUCCGUCUAUCGUAAAGAUGUAUGUUGCUUCUUACAGAACAGUCACCAAUCAGCAUUCUGGAAAACGUGGGAAAGAAUCGAUGCACAGCGGGAAGGAACGACCCCAGCAUUGUAUUUUGAUGGAGUUCUGCGAGGGAGGCCACGCUCUCGAUGUAUGCAACAAACUGAGAAUGGAGGGGAAACGAUUCGAUCGAAGUACAUUGAUUAUCGCGUUCGGACAGAUCUGCAACGCCGUCAGUUAUCUGCACGCCCAGAGACCUCCAAUAGUACAUCGCGAUUUGAAGCCAGUGAACUUUCUCGUAAAAAAUGGCGCAUACAAACUUUGUGAUUUCGGAUCGGCUGUAUUUGGGCAUGUGGACUUGAGAACCCAGCAGGCUCGUGUCGAAGCAGAUGAGGUCGUUCAAAAAACGACCACACAAAUGUUUCGGGCUCCUGAAAUGGUGGAUCUAUAUGUAGCCAAGAAAUUGACGCAAUCGUAAGUACCGUUCCAUGUUUUGACAUAAUAUUCAUUCAGUUUAUGAUGUCAUCAAAUGCUACUUCAGGACAGUUCUGCGACGAUGCCUCUAACAAGUGGAAUAAUUUUUAUCCAGCACCGACGUUUGGGCUUUGGGGUGCUGCUUGUAUUCUAUGGCUUUCUUGCAAAAUUGUUUUGAGGAGGGUUCAAAUCUGGCUAUACUGUCGAGAAAUUAUACGAUUCCUGAUGACAAUCCAUACGGAGAUGGUUUGGUUGAGCUCAUAGAUAGAAUGUUGACCGUCGACUAUAAAGCCCGGGCAGAUAUGACUGAAGUAAUUUUGUGUUUGUCGGCGGUUUAUUCAGGACGACCGUUGCCUCCAAGAAAAAAAUCUACUCGAUCUUCAAAAUCAGAUGAAAAAGAACAAAACAAGAAUCCUGAAGAAACCACAAAAAAAGACACUCAGAACGAUUCUCGAGUAGGUAAAUUUCGCACUGAUUCCCAGGGAUAUCGCGAUGAGAAUAUCUAUGAUCCGACGAAAGCAAAGGAAGGGAAAAAACUAGCUUCGAACUCGGUAGCAGCUCGAAGGAAACGAGCCGCAGCGUCAUCGGCUGCUGUCUCUGCAGGACAACAUUCGCCUCUGUCGGAUCCGCUGACUUUUAGCUCGAUUCAACAAUCCGGUGCCGAACUCGAUACAGAUGCUGCGUUUUCUUCGUUUGGGGAUCUGGAUCGUAAGUUUUGAUUUCGCUGACUUCAGUUGCAAUACUCAUGCCCAAUAUCACCGAAGAUAGUAGGCGUUGGAUCUCAUUACUGUUUCUCACAUUAUUUUGACACGACAAACAGGCUUCGAAAACAGUAAAGCUGAUAAUUAUUUUUUCGAAGCGUUUGAUGGUGUAAAAGGUAUCCAACAGGGGUCUGGCGCAAAUGAUGGCUUUGAUCCCGACGUGUUUGGAACGACGGGUUGGGGUGACAGCAUUCAGGACAACAUGGAAAAUUUUCAGAGAAUGAAACUGGAUGCCAUUGAUGGCGACAAAUCGAAGGAAGAUAACGCUCAACGCGUAAAAUCCCGGAGGAAAUCAGGAAUGAAGUUCCGAUCAAACCGCGAUAUCGAUGCCAAAAACCCGGGAACUGACGGUGAAAAGAACGAGAGGCGAUCGAGAAAAGAAGGUGACCAGAAAGGUGAAGACGACAAGGAAUAUCGACAGCGUCGGAGAUCAUCUAGUCGUUCGAGAAGGAAGGGCCGAACGCCGCGCCAAGGCAGCGGAAAAGCAUUCGACGAAAAAGAAGGCUUCUCUGGUGAUUCAGAAAAAUUCUCGAAAUUAGGUAGCUUCAGGGCCGUGUUCAACAGAAAACAAGGGACUUGAUGACGAACCGAAAACAAGAACGGUGGGAUAUUGAAAUAGUGAUACAAAUAAGUUUAUUAAUUUCCAUCAAUGAUUUGAUUUUUCCGCAUGAAAUUGCUUUGGGAUUGCAUUGCUGAAACUGCAAUAAAAUCUCAUUAUUGACAACAGCAGAGUACUGAGGAACCAACGCCGAAAUUGAACCGUAAUGACUGAAGUUGCGCACGCGUGAUUACACGUGUAAUCAUUGAAUGAAAUUGGAAGCAAAUAGAGGACAGAUGAAUCCUACUCUCACAUAGACUCCUUGUACAAUACUACAACAACAAACUCCGUACUGUUACAGUAAAUCCUGCUACUAAAUCAAGUGGUGCUGCUGGGACUCGCCACUUUAUUGCAAAUAGAAAGAAAUGCAACCUUGACAUCCUUUGUGUACUUUCUAAUUUUCUUCAGGUCUUUUCUCAGCACCUUUCCAAGAACCCUCUUUCUCAGAUAGUUUGAAGACAACAAAAUUGGGUAUAUCAACUUCCAGCAAUGAGUCAACACAAUGGGUGUUGCUCCAAACUCUGCCAUUUUAUCAGAUUCUUUGAUAUGAUGCUCAUCAUGAGGAUAGAGUACCCCCCUGGAGGCAAUGCUAACCAUUUGCAUUGCUGACAAUACCAUUAUUCUUGUUCUGUUUGAUGAUCUUCGGAACACCAAACCAAAGCCCUAGUAGUAGCAGUAGUAGCAGCAGGAUCAUUAGUCAAGUAGCAAUGGCAAGCAGUUCCAACAAAAUGCCAGUAAGCCUUUCAAAUAGACCAUCCUGUGCCUCCUUUUCUGGUGCAUCACCAAACUGACAUGGAUGUAGAGUGCAGUGAGCUCUGGCUUUCUGAAUGUCAUCUCUCCAUUUUGAUCCAAGAAGGAAAUUGAAAUCAGCUUUGUACAUGUGUAUCACUCAAAGUCUGUGGAGUUUGGUGUUGCCUGUGUCUUUGUAGAUCAUCAGAUUCACAAUGGUUUGCCAGCCCUUGAAGGAGUAUCUGUGCUUGAGUGCGUAGUUGAGAAUGGCAAUGUAGCAGUGGAUGACAGAGGCUUGAAUUUUCUGAAGAGGGUCCAGGACCGUAUCAUCUUGUUCAUGGAUCUCUCUAAAGAGAAAUCUUAUAGUGACAUUGAUGGCGUAGAAGUAGUCUCUUGCCAUUUGGUAAACUUGGUGGUGAAGUCUGCUGGAGAGACCUGGGCGGACAGGGAGUCCAGAGUGGUGACACGGCGCAAAUAAUAGAGGAAAAGUGAAGUAAUAUGGUCAGAGACCUUGUUGGAGAAGUUAGUACCAUCAAGCACAAGUUCUGCUGCUUGGAUAGAUGCACUCCAAUUGAAGUGCGUUUUCAGUGGCGGCUGUGUGAAAGGUGUUUUGUCUGUCUCAGCAAAAUGUUGUUGGUUCCUCAGUUGAAGAAAUUUCUCAAUAUCUGCAGGGGUGAAGAUUGUCACCCAGCAGUCAGUUGGAUCAGUAACUGUUUUUGGGUCAAUCAGGGUGGCAUUUGGAGCAGAUGGAUCAAAGGAUGUCCAUUCUAUUGGAAUCUGGAUCUAUGUAAUGGCAGGACCAGUCUGAACCUGUUGGAAAAAAUGGUGGAGACAUCUAUAUGCUGCAUUCUGCUUUUCUUGUCUGCAAAGUUGUCAUAGACAUUGUGUGCAAGUAGAAUCAGCGGCAUCCAUUGAAAUAUUGGCUUGUUUGAGGAGAAAUAAAUUGCAUCUGUUGGCAGAUUCCUGGAGAAGUAUUUUGAUUUUAAGCCUGAGUUGGUGCAUAUGGAAUUGUUUUUGUGGAACAGUUACAUCAGGAGGGAUAUGAAAACUCACUGUGGUAGCUCUGGUGAGAAGUGCUGUACAACCCAAGUGUUUCUGCUUUUUUGGCUGUAGACAGAAAGUUCUUGUUUCAAAAGAUACAGGUCAACACUCCAGUAAUUUCUUGGUGACACUAGGCAUUUGUUUUCAGCAGCUCUACUACUAGAUUGAAGAAUGUCAACAUCAAGAGCUUCAGUCUCUGCUUGAUCAGGGGCAGAUGAAGAAAGAAACCUGUCAAUUUGAGACUUGAGGUGAUGGACUUGCAUGUAGUCAUGAAAAGCUUGAAGAUAUACUUUGAUUGCCUUAUGGUCCUUGCUUGAAAAGGUUGGGAUGUCACUGGUGGUAUGAGUUCUUGAGAAAACAAUUCUGCAACAUCCAAGUCAAAGUAGAAUCUCCUGUGAUCACCAGACAGUUGGUACUUGAAGGGUUCAUAGACAAAACUGUUUAUGUAAGUGCACAGCUCUUGAGAAACAAGGGCAAAGUCAAUGCACUGUCAUCCUCUGUGAUAUGUUGGGAAAUCAGGAUGAUUAGGAUGGAGGUAAGUCCAUGGAUCAACAAGGCCUAAGUCAGUCAUGAAAAACUGAAUAGUGGAAGAAUUCAAAUCUCCCAUAAGGCAGAUUGAUAGCACUCCCUCAUGAGUAUCCACAGCUUUGGUGAAAAUAAAAAGUGUUCAAGAUCAGAGAUGAAAUGUUGGCAAGGAUUUGGAUCAUCACGACCUUCUUGAACAAAGACACUCUCCUGUUGGUGAAAGACAGUAAACAAAAUUGAAGAACUACUCCUUGACCAUGACCUCUCUGAUUCAUCUGAUCUGGAGCAGGAUGAAUUGGAACAUCUUCUCCAGGACUCCCCAUGCCCACCUCUUCCCAGAAGACAUGGAAACCUUUUUAUCAACUGCAUCUACUUCUAUGCUCUCAUAUUACCUUCGAGUCUACGAGAAAACAAUUCUGGCAAGUGUCACCAAAGCAACACUUGCAUCUGUCUCCAACACCAGACCAAUUACCCAGUACUUUACAUCAUUGCCACAUAGUAAGCAACCACCGGAGAGCGUCACACACGAUUCACUGGUCUUUGACGCCUACUCCAAAAAGAAGCGACACAAACAACCUGCUGUGCCAGAGACUUCUUUGGCUCCUCCUGUCCAUUCUUCCAGUUUACUUCAAACCAAGCUCAGUCAAUACUUUUAAUUCCAGUGAAACAAACCCCUGGUUGCACUUCCAUUAACACUCCUCGGAGGGAAGUGCCGCCCCUUGGAGCAGCUGGGAGCACUCUUUCUAAUGAAAGCUGUGGUUCUGGCCAUAUAGCGCCUCUUCUAGUUCACGAGGUUAAAAAUAAUAUUAAGAUUUUUUUUUUUUUAUCUUCUCCAGGACUCCUCAGUUCUCAUGAGUCCCACUAAAAUUCUUCCUGCUGGUACACACAUGGUUUUUGAUGGUGAUGAAAAAGUACACAACAAUGACCAUGAAGAAGAAUGGAACAACAAUGUCACUCAGCAUCAAUCUCGUUGUAUCAGGGAUGUUGUGCAAUUCUUUGAACAAGUACAAGACUCAAGUCCACCCAAGAGGAGAGGAGGUUAGCUCUGUAUGAUAGGAGGAUCACUACUAGUACUGCUGGAAGUAUCAUUCAUGAUUAUCUCCAACAAUGAAGAGUCAUUUGGUGGGUUUCAUUUGAGGAAGCUGAGACUGGUAACAGUCAAAUACUGUCAACAAAGCUUGCAUUACGGUCAUGGUGACAUGGAAUGGCAAGAAGUUGUUGGGUGAUGAUGCAGAGGAGUGGUCUCCUCCUCCCUCUGUCCAGUAUACAUCACCUGGAGGAGGUGUGACCCCAGGACCCACAGGUGCUGCAAGGUAUACAAUGUAUGUCUGCACUAAUAAGGUGGAAGGGUUGGCGCAUUUAUUCUUGUUCUUGUUUGAUGAAAGAAUCCUUCAGCUGAUAGCAAAUGAUCCCAACCAGUAUACAUUUGAGGAUUGAAUUUGAAAGCUCCACAUGAUCAACAAGGUUCUAAGCCAGAGUGGAUGCCAAAGCUUUCAAAGAAUGGAAAAUACCACCCUUGUGAUUGUGGGAUUUGUCUCUUCUGUGUGAACAAGAUUUCCAGCACAGCCAUUGCUCAUGGAAAGGUAACUUCAAAGCCACAGGAAGAAACAUGGAGUGGCAAGUAUGAAGGAGUGAAGAGAAACUAUUGUGUUGUCUGUGUAGAAGAAGCAAAGCAUAGGUAUCCUAACUCAUCAGUGAAGAGAUUGAGGAAGUUUCCAUGGAUUAGUAUGAAAAUGUCAAGGAAUGGUUGCAGAAGUUGCAAUGUUGUUGUAUGUAAAGAGCAUGCAUUGGAGUAAUUUCAACCAUCAAGUAUAGUGAUGUAUUAUUAAUGAAUAUAUUUAUAUUUGUUAAAAUAUAUUCUUGUAAUAUUGUUUAUAGUGAUGAGAGGGGUGUGACAAGUAGAGUAGUAGUAGUAGCAAAGAAAAGAAAUCCUAAAUUUUCCGGGUGGCAACACGCGACGGGAAAAAGUUAACGGACGUACCCCAUGCGGCACCAGGACAACCACACCCAAAGCAAACGCCAUGGAAACCUAACCCUUACUUCGGCCUACAAAAUCUCUAUUGCCCGCACCACUGAUGCCACCACCAGCGGCACCAGCAACAGCUCCACCAGCGUGAAUACUUAAAAAGUAGAAUUGGAACACCCAUCAAUUUAUUCAUGUUCCUCCUCCCAUUUGUCAACAAGAUCUUUGAAUAGACCACCUUUGGCUAACAGAGCGCUUGGUGUAUCGAAUUCAACUGCCUUUCCAUCCGCCAUCACAAGAAUAUGCGUAGAAUCCAUGAUUGUGUUGAGUCGGUGGGCGACAGUUAGUGUCGUAGAACGAGCAAAUUCGUCGCGGAACACACGCUGAAUGCGAGAGUCGGCUUCGGCAUCAAUUGAUGACGUUGCUUCGUCACAGAUAACAAUGGAAGCACGACCAAUUAAUGCUCUUGCGAUUACGAGGAGCUGUCGCUGACCUGCUGAAAAAUUUCUUCCGUCUUGUUCAAUCUUGUCUUCUAAUGAUUUUAUAGCGAACGAAGAAUCGCCACUCCGAAGUCCCAAACGAUCGAGUAUAUCCAUCAAUUUUUGGUCCGACUGCUGGUUGAAAGGAUCAAUGUUAGUCCUGAUUGUACCCGAGAAAAGAACAGGAUCUUGUGGGAUGACCGCAAUUUUGGAGCGUAGUGUUGUCAACCCCAAAGUUGUGAUGUCGACGCCAUCUAAGAGAAUCUUUCCACCAGCCGGUUCGAUCAGGCGCGUGAGAC
Molecule: messenger RNA, 7435 nt
Organism: Pseudo-nitzschia multistriata
Lineage: Eukaryota; Bacillariophyta; Bacillariophyceae; Bacillariales; Bacillariaceae
Source: the annotation of a GenBank genome assembly